Ipomoea nil (Japanese morning glory) is the source of this 954-nucleotide messenger RNA. Its product is annotated as transcription elongation factor SPT5-like. The record is from RefSeq and is a predicted model, not a curated record. The transcript is spliced from 2 exons. Lineage: Eukaryota; Viridiplantae; Streptophyta; Magnoliopsida; Solanales; Convolvulaceae. Bases 1 to 954 code for a protein of 317 amino acids.
AUGACCAAUCGUUCUCUUGGAAAGGACAAAGCUCCGAUUUGCAUAGAGCUCCACAAACCUCCCUUGGACCCAGCUUUUGAGGAAGAAAUGAAGAUUGUUCGGUAUGCCAUGCUGAUAUCCAAAGUCAAAACCAUCCUCGAGAAGGAACAUCAAAAUGAUCCUAACCGUAGUGUCAGUGGAUUGAAAGAUGAGCAAGGCCAAGAGAUUGACACGACCGAAGAUGAAGAAGACGAAGACAGAGAUGAUGAUGUCGAGGAUGCAGAUGACGAAAACGAUGACAAUGAUGAUGACAAUAAUGAUGAUGACAAUGAUGGUAACAAUGGAGCAAAUCUAAUGUAUGACAGUCCAUCUCCUCUCUUAAAAUCAUCUUCCAAUAGUGAUAGCACAAGGGAAACAUCACAACAAGAUGAAGACGUCUCAACUAAUCAUCCUGAAGAUCUGUCUCGAGCUCUCGUUCCACAUGUUCAACCCAUGGACGAAACUCCAAUAAAACGAGAGGAGGCAGUUGUAAAUGAGGGCAAACUGGAAGCCUCCCCAAUCCUCCUAAGUUCGGGAAGUGGUGGCAAAAGGGAUGCACCACUUCAAGGAGACCAAGUUGAGACUCCACAAACCAACAUAGAAGAAGACUCUCCCCCAGUCUCUCCACGAGUAGUCAUGAAUCUCAUGAGGGAAACCGUCCAUGCAGCCGAAACCAUACACCAGCAGUACUUAAUUCUAAGGCAAAGAGACACCAAGGUCUUAGAAGAUUUGUCCAAGAAAGUGGAUCAGUUGAUGGCUGCACAAGCUCAACCUCGACCACCACCACCUGAACCAUCUCAACCUCCACCGCAAGACCAUCCUGACAAACAAUUUCACAAGCGGGUGGCCAAGGAGCUCCAUGAACUUCACACUGCUGUCAACAAAGUGGCUCGUCAACAGCACGAACUCAAGCAUUCUCACUUCAGUCUUAAAUAA